This is a messenger RNA of Meloidogyne enterolobii, 563 nucleotides long. Lineage: Eukaryota; Metazoa; Nematoda; Chromadorea; Rhabditida; Meloidogynidae. The record is from the annotation of a GenBank genome assembly.
AUGCCUUCACAUUUGAAUACCUGCUUUUUUGUAAACUCUGGGUCUGAGGCAAAUGACUUGGUUUUAGCACUAGCUAGGUUACACACUAAUAGAUUUGAUGUGCUAAGUCUUCGUGGUGCUUAUCAUGGAGGAACACAAGCCAUUCUGGGUGCUACUAAUCUUGGAAACUGGAAGCAGCCAUUCCCUUCUGGAUUUGGGAUCGUUAAAAUAAAAUGUCCAGAUGCUCGAGGGCCGUGGGGUGUUGGAAAGUGUAGAGACUCUCCUGCUGAAUCAACGAAUAGUUGCAAAUGGAAAUGUAUUGCGUUUGAAUCACAUAUGGCAGAAUUGCGUGACUGUCUGGAUCAUGACUUCCCUCAAAGCAGCGGUCCAGCUGCGUUCAUUGUUGAAUCAAUCCAGGUGUGAAGCGUUAUAUCCUAAAAUUAGACUUGGAAUAAUUUUUACACAAAUUAUAAUAUCCCAGGUCGGGUUUGAUAACUAAGAAAUUUGGAUUGUGGGAAAACCUGAGGGUAAAAAAGGAAUGGAUAGGGGAUACAUAGAUGGGACGAAUUAAAAAAGUUGGGUCG